Molecule: messenger RNA, 1241 nt
Organism: Sceloporus undulatus (fence lizard)
Lineage: Eukaryota; Metazoa; Chordata; Lepidosauria; Squamata; Phrynosomatidae
Gene: CTLA4
Product: cytotoxic T-lymphocyte associated protein 4
Exons: 4
Coding region: 151-732 (193 amino acids)
Biological process (GO): B cell receptor signaling pathway; immune response; negative regulation of regulatory T cell differentiation
Cellular component (GO): membrane; external side of plasma membrane
Source: RefSeq, a predicted model, not a curated record
AUUGCCUCCAGUGCUCUGUUUCGCACCAAGAGCCUGUAAUCUGGAAAAAGGAUCUACCCCAUCCUCCUGAAGGUCAAAAUACCUCUUACCAGCUUGCCUUGGUCUAAGAAAGCACUGAGCAUCUACAUCAACCUGACGUCUGACUGUGAGAUGAUGGGACUUUUCCUCACUGUUCUCUUUUCCAGCAUAGUGGCUGGCCUCUCCAAAGUCAUGGAAGUGACUCAGCCAGCUUUCAUAGUGGCAAAAAGUCAAGGGCCUGUUAACUUCCCAUGUGAAUUAAAAAAUACUGGGGAUGCAAAGGAACUCAGAAUGACUUUACUGAAACAGAGAGGCAAUGAGUCCAUCGGGAUCUGUGCAUCAUCCCUUCCUACUGAGGACGACAACCCAUUCAGCACAAAGGAGGAUGGCAUCCAGUGUCAGGUCCAUCCUGGCAGGGAGAGUGUCAAUGUUACCCUUUGGGGCUUAAAGUCCAUUGAUGCUGGACUGUACGUGUGCCAGAUGGAAUGGAUUUAUCCUCCACCAUACUACUCAGUCAUGUCAAGUGGGACCCAGCUUUAUGUUGUUGACACAGAGCCGUGCCCAGUUGUCUAUCCGUAUCUUUGGAUCCCUGUGACAGUAGUUUCUGGAUUCCUUGGCUACAGCAUUUUAAUCACAAUCUACAUUGUAACAAAGGUGUUACGAAAAAGCAGACAUUUUACUCCUGGGAUCUAUGAGAAAAUUAUACCAGUGUAAUCAAGACAACAAAAAACUGCUACCGAGAAAGAAGAAAUGUUAACUUCUAUGAAGUGCUUAUGAAAAAAAAAAAAAAAAGGAUUUCUUAAUAGAUAGGAAUUUAAUUUUAAACAUCCAGAUUGGAUGACAGUGAGGAGGAGGGUUUAUGCAUUAAUGUGAAAAAGAAUGCUGAAUUUAUAUUGCAGAGUUCUUAAGUUCUUGAAUUCCUUAGGAUUUAUCCACCUAAUUUCACACACAGAAAAAGGAAAGUUCCACAGUAACAAUAAGAGCAACAUAUUUUUGGAUUAGUUUAUUCAGUUUAGCAAAACCAAGUAGAGUUUGUCCUGGCUUUGGGUUGUCUUUGGGUUGCAGGUGGAGGUGUUAUUUGCAUUCCCGAAUGCUUCCUUUAUUUAUUUUAUUGAUAUAGUUAUCACCUCAUUGUAGCUGUUGCAAUGGAAUUUAUCACACGAAGGAGAUCGGGAAUUUAUCCCGUGAAUAUCCUAGAAAAAUCACGUAAUUACAUGUAACCA